Bursaphelenchus xylophilus (pine wood nematode) is the source of this 4178-nucleotide messenger RNA. The record is from the annotation of a GenBank genome assembly. NCBI's taxonomy places the organism in Eukaryota, Metazoa, Nematoda, Chromadorea, Rhabditida, Aphelenchoididae.
AUGUUUUCGUAUUUCAGCGAUCAGUACUCUCGUGUGUUGCCAAAUGGUGCUGGUCAGAUGUUUGUGGUCCUGGAACAGCCCCGGAACAGCAUUAUCUUGGCCGUCGUGCAAGCCGGUUUGAUUAUCGGCCUCACUUUUUAUGGCAUUCAUACUGUGAGUUUAGGGGGUUUUGAAGACGAAGUUUUGAUUUUUUUACUUCAUUUUUUUCAAAAAAAAAAAUUAUUUUGCACUGUGCAGGAGAGAAUGCAAUUUUUUGCCAUUAUAUUACGCAAUUUAUACGACUGCACAGUGCAAAAAAUGUUUUGCAAAAAAAAUUUUUUGCACCGUGCGAUCCAUUUCUAGGCCUAUUUCUUCGAUCGCACUGUGCGGAAAAAAUACUGGCCCUUCCGGAAAGCCGCCGGCGUGAUCUUUGAUGUUUGCACAGUGCGAAAAAAGUCAGGGUGCGAGCGACACCCGAAAACAGCCUAUUGCACGGUGCAAAAAGGAAGAAAUUGCACAGUGCAAAGAAAACUUUUGUUUUCGCACAGUGCGUGUCGCCGAUUUCAGUCCGGCGACGUUUCAAAAAGACCAGUUUUUUCAAUGCACUGUGCAUUCGAAAGCUCUUCAAAAACGCACAGUGCAAUGAAAUGUCGAUGGCACUGUGCAAAAUCCAAAUUAUUUUUUGAAGCCGCAGCAUGCUCUGAGCUUGUGCAAAUGUCUAAAAACGCGUAAAAAGGAUGGUGAAUAACCUCGCCUCAUGGUAAAUAACCUUCACUUUGUUUAUCCGGCUCACCUGUAAAUAAAAUUCCUCAGCUUUGAGGCUUUCGGUCUGAGCGCCUCAGGGCUUAUUUACAGGUUUGGCAUGGGGCGCUAAAAAUACCCCCAUUUUUGAAUACUUUUAUGACCCAUUUUGGGAUAAAAACUCGAAAAAUGGUAUCGGUAUUUCUUUUGUAAACAGCGUUCGAUCCAUUCUUCCGGCUUCGAACACAAAAAGAACGGCUCUUUUGAAGCCGUUCUCUCUUCUUUUCGAUUAUGAAAGUAAAAGUGUUUGUAUUGGUCACUUUUGUCUGCAAUUUUUUUGGGAGAUAAAAAAAGUUACAUGGUGUUUUUAUCCGGGCGGUUACGGUAAUUUGAACGGAGCGAUUUUGCAGAAAAAACGAGUUUUUGAAUUUGCAAAGGAAGGCAGAAGAGUAAGAGUUCAAACGCACAGUGCGGCAGGAAAGGGUGAACAUUGCACGGUGCAAAUAAAUAUUAGUCUUUCUGGGAAGUCGCCGGACUGAAAUCGGCGACAUGCACUGUGCGAAAGCAAAAGUUUUCUUUGCACUGUGCAAUUUCAUGCUUUUUGCACCGUGCAUUGGUUUUUUUGGGCUGUCGCUUGCACCCUGACUUUUCUCGCACAGUGCAAAGGCCAAAAGUCAAUCCGACGACCUUCCGGAAGGGCUAAAAGGCCGUUUUGUCGGCUGCACGGUGCAAAAAAAAAUUUUUUUUUUGAUUUUUGCACUGUGCAAAAAAUUAAAAUUUUUAAUUUUUUUUUUCAUUUUUGCAAAAAUUAAAAAUUGCACUGUGCAAAUUUAAUUUUCUGUUUGCACUGUGCAGAUACAAAUUCUCAGUUUUUUUAUUUUGCUGACUAUUUGAGUAAAUAGAAGGAUGAAUAAUCUCUAAAAUCCGACUGUUACGAAAAAAUGACCUUUGAGAUCUGUUUUGUCAUUGUUUUUCCCUGUUUUUAUGAAGUUGUUAGACAAAACAAGCAGAUGGAUUUACUACUGUAGGAUUUAAAAUAUAAAAAAAAUAAAUUUUCCAUGUUCAUAAUAGGGAUGAUGUACGUGGUGGGGCCUUGUUGCGUAAUAUUUCACUUUGUUCCGAUUUUUCCUCCCAUUUUUUGACCAAUUUUACCAAGUAUAAUAUAAAUGAUGGACAAUUUCGAUUUAUGAUCUCUAGACAAACCUGCUAACGGAGAAUGAUUGUAAUUAGCGGUUUGCACCUCACUCGUAAAUUAGAAACUGAAUUGUUAAAAGAGGGCUCUGUGGGGAAUCGUCUAGACUCAUAAUGGACCGCACUGUGCUGAUUUUUGGUUUUUUGAACUUGUAAGGUUUUUUGAUUUUUCUGGCGGGAAAAUUAUUGAUGACGGUGAAUUAAGCUUCUAGUAGUGUUCCUAGCCUCUUGAGGGAAUGCUACGACUAGUAAAAUUAGAGAAAUUUGAGAUUUUUUCAAUUUCAAACACCUUUCAUCGUAUAAAAUGGCAAUAUCAGCUAAAUCGUCCCAUGUUUUUGGGGUUUUGAAGGCUUGAACUUCAACUGAAAGAAUGAAGUAGCCCGAGAGCUGUCGUUUUUUCAUUCAGUGUCAACUCUUUCCCUCAAUUUUGAGUCAAGUUUUUCCCUAGAUUUUUUUAAUUUUUUUCCUUUAUUUUCCCUUUGAAUUCAUAUGAAAUUGAUUAUUUGUGUUGUCUCAAAAUAAAGCUCAGUCCAGAGUUUUAUUGUUUAUUUGCGACAAUAACUUUUUUAGACAUGAUUUUGUAAAUAAAAUUUUGAUCUCUUACUCAUUUUUGAUGAGAUUAAUGUAAUUGAUGAUUUUGAACGAUUAAGGUAAAAUCUUACGGUCAUCGUAUUGGAAUUGGCAAGGAUAGGGAAGGAACGAACUUAUGAAUAUUCAAAGCUGAGUCGGUUUUAAUUUAUUUUAGGCUGAGAAAUCGCGAAGAAUUUCCAUAAAAAUGACCAUUGCGAUUUAAAAAAUAUUAGCUUGAGGGUAACAGAUGUUUUUUUCAAGGUCGUGCGGUAUUGAUAACGCAGCAGAUGUUUUGAAUUUUGAAUCAAUUUAUAGGGUUUUUUUUUUUACUUGAUGACAUAUUUUACAGAUUUUUUUAAUUUUUUUCGCGUUUUCGGUUUUAAUUUUAUGCCCUGCGGGCAUUUCUAAGACACUACAAAAACUUGUAAAGCAUUAAAUUUUUAUUUUCAGUACCUGAAGAUCCAGCAAUCGGCCCGAGAAGAGGAAUACGAAGAGCCCAAGCAGCAGAAGGCCCAUGCCUUUGGAGACGCGAAUCCGAUCGAAUCCCGCUCUUCUCAGAGCUUCUCCUACUUUCAGGAGUCAACUGGCCCUACUUUGAAGGUAAUAGAAAGAAAAUUUUUGAUGAAAGCAAAUUUUGCCAAAUUUUUUUUCUGCAAAUUUUGCCAAAAAAUUUAAUUUUUGUAAAAAAAUUGAAUUCCACUUUUUCAUAGGCGUAUUUUAAAAUCAAAAUUUCAAUUAUAUCAAUUUUUAGGCCACCGAUCCAAGUCGCCCUUCAAAUCUUCGAAACUCCUCCCACUAUUGCCCUAGCCCCGCCCACAAACACUCGGCUGGUCAUUACUCGGCGAAGAGCCAAGGAUCCAGUGAAUUUUUGUUCUCGAAAUCCGUCCUCGCGACCCCACAGGGCACAAAGAACUCGGCUACGGACUACACGCGACCCACGUGUCGCCAUCGAAGCCACGCCCCCUUCGAGGCGAGAGUCAGCGCCGGCGCGAACAAAGCCGCUCCGCCCACGCCCGCGCGCUCGGACUGGCUUAAAACCCAACCCCAAAUCCAACGUCUCCAGCAGAGCCAGCAACAGUUUGGCGGAUUGAGGUGAGAGAUGUGGAAUUCGGAUUUUUUGAAUUUUUUUCGGGAGCUUCUGGGGAUUAAGAAAGUUUGAGAAUUUUUUGGAGCUCUUAUUCAAUUUUUUUUUUCGAUUUUUGAAUUUUUUUUCAAAAUUUUGCGAAUAUUCGAACAGUUUUCAUUUUUUUCCAAAAAAAAUUUUUUCCAAAAAAAAAAAAUUCUGUCAAAAAAAAUUUUUAUCAAAAAAAUUUUUUAACUCAAUUUUUGGCUAAUUUCCACUUUUUCUAUCAAAAAAUUCCAUUUUCCAUACUUCCAGACCCAUCAACAGCCAACAACGCUUCGUCCUCUACAACUAUCCCGAGCUCGCAACUCUGAGCGCCCGCACCGCUCGGCCCUUUCCCUCCUACCUCCGCCGCCUUCCACCCACUCCCCUCUGCCACACCGCCCUUCAGCAUCGUGCACGCCGCUCGGAAUCCGUGGAAACGGCCAAGAGUUUCGACCCGGAGGACUUUGAGGUGACCGGCUCCACUCAACACUCCACGUUCACCUUUGAACAUCGCUGCGGUUGCAGCAAAAAGGGCAAAUUCAGCGGGACCUUGGAGAGUUUUGAGGAUUUUGAAAGUCUCCAUCUCUGA